UUCAGUCCACCCGGGUUAGGUGUGGGGAGGCUCGGCGCGAGCCCUCGGCUGCGGGGGGGUCGCGGUCGGGUGAGGCUGGGGCCGGACGGGGACCGCCGCCUCGGGGCCUGGGACGCGCGGCUUCCGUGCCUCCGAGCGUCGACUCCGCCCCCUUGCCACCCUGAGCACCUGGGGCCGCCACCACCCACAGACCAUGUUCCUGGUGCGCCUGACUUCUCAGCUGCUUAGGGCUGUUCCUCGGGCAGGUUGCGGUCGGCCCUGGCCCGUCUCAGGGGUGCUAGGCAGGUGUGCCUGUCGGCCCUGCUACAGCACACAGCCAACAGGCCCAAGCGGAGUUGCCUCCAUCCCUGGCAGGGGGCUCCAGCUGGAGCUUGAGGAGAUGCUGGUCCCCAGAAAGAUGUCCGUCAGUCCCCUGGAGAGCUGGCUGACCGCCCACUACCUCCUACCCAGACUAGCUGCUGGAGGCCCAGCGACCGUGGCUCCAGCCCGACUCUAUGAGUGUCCGCCUAGCCAAGUGGGGGAACGGGCUGAGCAGGGGGAUGUGGGGGCCUGGGACGCACCCCGGAUGCAGUGCAAAAAUGUGCUGAAGAUCCGCCGGCGGAAGAUGAAUCACCACAAGUACCGCAAACUGGUCAAAAGGACCCGGUUCCUGCGGCGGAAGGUCCGGGAAGGGCGCCUGAAACGGAAGCAGAUCAAGUUCGAGAGAGACCUGAGGCGCAUCUGGCUGAAGGCAGGCUUGAAGGAAGCCCCUGCAGGCUGGCAGACCCCCAAGAUCUACCUGAAGAGCAAAUGACUCGAGUGCUCCUCCCCCCACCCGUUACCGCUGAUGACCCAUUGUAAUAAACGUUCAGAGAACGC
Molecule: messenger RNA, 858 nt
Organism: Acinonyx jubatus (cheetah)
Lineage: Eukaryota; Metazoa; Chordata; Mammalia; Carnivora; Felidae
Gene: AURKAIP1
Product: aurora kinase A interacting protein 1
Exons: 4
Coding region: 194-793 (199 amino acids)
Biological process (GO): mRNA processing
Cellular component (GO): mitochondrion
Source: RefSeq, a predicted model, not a curated record